UUAGUUCUGUGUUGCCUAGUUACACGAUUCUUCUGUAUCUAUUUCGGAUUAUCGGUUGGUCUAUAAAUAUGUAAUCUUGGAGCUCACAUUCCUCGCAAUCUCUCACACCCACUCGUCUAAAUUCCCUUGUCUUUCUUUUCUCUCUGAUGUUUUUUGGUUUUCUGCAACUGAAAAGCUUGCUUUGAGCUAGAGAGGAGAGAAAUUUGGGUGGAGUGAUAAUGAGGAGUAACAGUUCUCCGGAUAAACUUGACCGCAAAACGAUUGAGAGGAACCGAAGAAUACACAUGAAAAGUCUCUGCUUCAAGCUCACUUCUCUUGUCCCUCCCCACCACUUCAAACCAUCCAAGGACAUGCUAUCACAACAAGAUCAGCUUGAUCAAGUCGCUACAUAUAUCAAGCAAUUGAGAGAUAGAGUACAGGAAUUAGAGGGGAGGAAGAUUAAGCUAUCAUUGGGCACUAGUGGGAGUAAAAAUAAUACAAAAGAUUCGAUUAUGACUGGCUCAAGACUGCCGGUGGUAGAACUGCGAGAAUCGGGAUCAACUCUAGAAGUAGUUUUGAUAAGUGGAUUGGAAAAGAACUUCAUGUUGUAUGAAGUCAUUAGCAUUCUUGAAGAUGAAGGAGCUGAAGUUUUGAGUGCUACCAUGUCAACCGUUGGUGAUAAGGUUUUCCACACUGUCCAUGCUCAGGUGAGAAUUUCUAGAUUUGGCGUGGAGACUGCAAGGGCAAGUCAGAGAUUGCAAGAAUUGGUUUGUUGAAUAUUUUUUCAAAGUUUUUUGAGUAACUGCAGGAUGAAGAGCUCCACCAGAAGGAUUUGUUCCCAUUUUAUGGGUUUUUUAUCCUAUCCUGCAGAAAAUCAAUGUACCAAAUGUACCAAAGAAGGGAUUUUUAUCUGGUUGUUACUGUAGACUCUAAAGGCAAACCAUAUAUAGUUCUAUUGAAGCCGUAACAAUGAGCAUAUUUGUAUUUUUCAGAUUUGAAUGAAAUAAUUAAGUUGAAUCUCACUAACUUUUCAUUUCUCAAUUCCUGUCUUUUAGGCUUUUAUCUUUUGAGAAAGCUAGCUAGGUGACCUACAGCUAUGAGAAUGUACUAGUUCUAGA
Ilex paraguariensis (yerba mate) is the source of this 1097-nucleotide messenger RNA. The record is from the annotation of a GenBank genome assembly. NCBI's taxonomy places the organism in Eukaryota, Viridiplantae, Streptophyta, Magnoliopsida, Aquifoliales, Aquifoliaceae.